Molecule: messenger RNA, 633 nt
Organism: Scleropages formosus (Asian bonytongue)
Lineage: Eukaryota; Metazoa; Chordata; Actinopteri; Osteoglossiformes; Osteoglossidae
Exons: 4
Cellular component (GO): cell-cell junction; membrane
Source: RefSeq, a predicted model, not a curated record
CGACUGCAGCUGAGCCCUGAUUUCAGUUUGACUGUCAGAGAGCUGACACUGCAGGACAGUGGGGUGUAUCGGCGUACAGGGCUGAAGGCAGCUGGUGGACAGAUUCCCACACACACCAUCCACCUGAGUGUUUAUGAAAAGAUAACUGCUGUGCAGAUCAAGUCAGAUCUCACCUGGAUGCCAGUGAACGAAACCUGUGAGGUACAUGUGAUGUGCAGCUCAUCAGGUGACCAAAGUGCCUCCUACACCUGGAGGAAGGGGGACCAGACAGUGAGGGGCAGAGAGCUGCACUUCUCUCUCUCACCAGCAGAGGGGGGUGUUACUGUCACCUGUACUGUUCAUAAUGGUGUCAGUGAGAAGAGCACGAAUGACACUGUGAUGUGCACUUUUGCAGUGCUCAACGUGAACCUCUCGGGAAAGGCCACCCUUAAGAUCAUCCAGACCUACGCUCCCACCAGUGCCAGUGACGACGAUGAAGUGGAAGAGUUCUAUCGCCAGCUAGACAUGAUGCUAGCUCGGAAAUCCACUUACACCGUCGUGAUGGGAGAUUUCAAUGCAAAGGUCGGAAAAGGGAGGCAAGGUGAAAGAGGAGAUGCAAAUUACGAGUACUACAACAUCAUCCAGUCAACCUGA